Messenger RNA from Rhopalosiphum maidis (corn leaf aphid), 784 nucleotides. Its product is annotated as histone H3-like. The transcript has 2 exons. NCBI's taxonomy places the organism in Eukaryota, Metazoa, Arthropoda, Insecta, Hemiptera, Aphididae. Gene Ontology annotation, cellular component: nucleosome. Gene Ontology annotation, molecular function: structural constituent of chromatin; DNA binding; protein heterodimerization activity. The record is from RefSeq and is a predicted model, not a curated record. Bases 50 to 784 code for a protein of 244 amino acids.
GAAGCAGCAGCUCUUCAAGUAAUCAGCUAGAAACUACAUAAAAUCCAACAUGACCGGACGCGGUAAAGGAGGUAAAGGUCUUGGAAAAGGAGGAGCCAAACGUCAUCGUAAAGUACUCCGCGAUAACAUCCAGGGAAUCACCAAGCCCGCCAUCCGUCGGUUGGCUCGUCGUGGUGGAGUGAAACGUAUCUCCGGUUUGAUUUACGAAGAGACCCGCGGCGUGUUGAAAGUGUUCCUGGAAAACGUAAUCCGUGAUGCAGUCACCUACACCGAGCACGCCAAGAGGAAAACCGUUACAGCUAUGGACGUCGUCUAUGCCCUGAAACGUCAAGGACGCACCUUUCCGUCUAAUCGUACACAUCCAAAUUCAACAAUGGCUCGUACCAAGCAAACGGCACGUAAAUCUACCGGAGGAAAGGCGCCCAGGAAGCAGUUGGCCACCAAAGCCGCCCGUAAGAGCGCACCCGCCACCGGAGGAGUGAAGAAACCCCAUCGUUACCGUCCGGGAACCGUCGCUCUCCGUGAAAUCCGUCGUUACCAAAAGAGUACCGAACUGUUGAUCCGCAAAUUGCCGUUCCAACGUCUGGUGCGUGAAAUCGCCCAGGACUUCAAGACCGAUUUGCGUUUCCAGAGCUCCGCCGUCAUGGCGUUGCAGGAAGCAAGCGAGGCCUAUUUGGUCGGUCUCUUCGAAGACACCAACUUGUGCGCAAUUCACGCCAAACGCGUCACAAUCAUGCCAAAGGAUAUCCAAUUGGCUCGACGCAUCCGCGGAGAACGUGCAUAA